This is a messenger RNA of Rhododendron vialii, 767 nucleotides long. RefSeq names its product 15.7 kDa heat shock protein, peroxisomal. The record is from RefSeq and is a predicted model, not a curated record. Bases 224 to 652 code for a protein of 142 amino acids. Gene Ontology annotation, biological process: protein complex oligomerization; response to hydrogen peroxide; protein folding. NCBI's taxonomy places the organism in Eukaryota, Viridiplantae, Streptophyta, Magnoliopsida, Ericales, Ericaceae. The transcript has 2 exons.
AAAUCACUAUCCAUGGAAAGCUACGUGAAAUAGUUCCUUCUCCUCCAACAUGUACCAAAGAUAAAGACGGGGGGUGAACUUUCUAGACCUUCUCUAGACCCAUCUCUCUGACUUGAGUCUGUUUUUAAAAGCUUUGCGUUUAUAAACUACACUAGGCCCAAGCCAAACUAAUCCCAAUCCAUAUCCCAAUUCCAAUCCCCAGUUGUCGAACAAAACCAGAUCAAUGGCUCUCUUCGGCGACCCUUUCCGGCGCUUAUUCUGGAGCCCUCCGGUCUAUCGCACCUUGCCCGGAUCGACGGCCCUUAUGGACUGGCUAGAAACCCCCAAUUCUCACAUAUUCAAAAUCAACGUUCCAGGUUACAACAAGGAGGAAAUAAAGGUGCAGGUUGAAGAUGGGAACAUUUUGGUGGUGAGAGCAGAAGGUUUUGGGAAAGAGGAAUCCCAGGGGAAAGACAAAGACUGCGUUUGGCACGUGGCCGAGAGGGGAGGAGGCAGGGGAGAUUUUUCCCGAGAAAUCGAAUUGCCGGAGAAUGUAAAGCUGGACCAGAUCAAGGCCCAGCAGGAGAAUGGUGUUCUCACAAUUGUAGUGCCUAAAGAUUCUUCCCCUAAGCCCAGUAGAGUGAGGACCAUCAACAUCUCCAGCAAGCUGUAGAAAAAUCUCCUGUGGAAGUUGGGUUCUAGAUGGUGAUGAAUGAAUGAAUAAGUGGUGCACUUUCUUGUAUGUAUGAAUGUUGGGGAAUAAAAUCCAUGGUUUUUUUGCCUGAAAA